UAUUAGAAAAAUCUGCACAUCAUGCCAUGGCGUUGAUCAUGCUGCUCCUGCUGUAAAAUACAGAUUUUGAUCGUCGUUUCAGGCACAUACAGACCUACUUCGAAGUGAACUGUGGAAAUAUUUAUUGGUAGUUGUUCAAAAUGGUCAAAGCUCAGAGUGUAGAUGUUGAAAUGAAGGACGUUUCGAGUCCUGCCACGCCUGACGACAAGAAAGAAGAAACUGAAGUGAAGAAAGACCCCGAGUUACUCACUUUAGAAGAUGUCCGUGAGCAUGUUCGUCACAUUGAAAAGGCUGUGGCUACCAAAGAACCUCGUUUCAUGUCACGUGUUGUAAGAGGGCUUGUUUCUGUCAGGAGAAAGCUAAAUUUCAAGAUUCUCAACAAGCUGAUCCAUGGCUAUUUCACCUCAUCUCAAAGCAACAAAGAAGAUCUCACCAAGUUUGUGGCUGAGCCAAAGGAGGUUAAUGGCAUAGGGGCACCAUUCCGUCCUCGUUCGGGAAAACUUGCCAACCAACCUCUCAUGCCUGAGAUUGAUGCCUACAUUCAUCUUUUGGUAGUCAUACACCUUAUUGACACCAAGAAGUAUACUGAGGCUGUAAAGUGUGCAGAACUGUUGAUGCAGAAAAUCUUACCACAGAACAGAAGAUCACUUGACAUGUUAGCUGCCAAGUGCUACUUCUACUACUCCAGAACCUUCGAGCUAACAAACCAGUUAGAGAAGAUCAGGGGCUUCCUCCAUGCCCGUUUACGUACAGCAACCUUGAGGUCGGACUAUGAAGGCCAAGCAUCACUGAUUAACUUGCUACUUAGGAACUACCUUCAUUUCAACCUCUAUGAACAAGCUGACAAACUGGUGUCAAAGUCAACAUUUCCAGAAUCAGCAUCAAAUAAUGAAUGGGCACGAUAUUUGUACUACUUAGGUAGGAUAAAGGCAGCACAGCUUGAGUACUCUGAAGCCCACAGACACCUGUUACAGGCAAUGAGGAAAGCUCCACAACAAAGUGCUAUUGGAUUCAAACAGACAGUGCAGAAACUUGCAAUUACAGUAGAACUUCUUUUGGGUGAUAUUCCAGACAGGUACACAUUUCGGCAGCCUUCUAUGAGGAAAACACUGGCUCCAUACUUUCAGCUAACUCAAGCUGUGAGGAAUGGAAACCUUCCUAAAUUCAAUGAAAUGUUAGCCAAGUUUGGGUCCAAGUUCCAGGCUGAAGACACGUACACACUUAUCAUCCGACUCCGUCACAACGUCAUCAAAACCGGAGUUCGGAUGAUCAGUUUAUCCUAUUCCAGAAUAUCAUUAGUAGACAUUGCACAAAAGCUAUCAUUAGACAGUCCAGAGGAUGCAGAGUAUAUUGUAGCUAAGGCAAUCCGAGAUGGUGUGAUUGAGGCCACGAUAGAUCAUGAGAAGGGCUAUGUUCAGUCCAAAGAAACAAGUAAUGUGUACAUGACGAAAGAACCCAUGGCUGCUUUCCAUCAACGAAUCAGCUUCUGCCUAGAUAUACACAAUAAUUCUGUUAAGGCAAUGAGGUUCCCACCCAAGUCUUACAACAAAGAUCUGGAAUCUGCAGAGGAUCGCAGAGAACGGGAACAGCAGGAGUUGGAGAGUGCUAAGGAGAUAGCUGAUGAAGAUUUUGAUGGAUUUCCUUGAAGGCAUAACCGCCACAGGAAGAAAAUGUGUAUAUUCACUCAAGGAGCAGGUGUAAAAAUUGUCCAAAGGUGUUCAACCUUUGCAUGUUUUUGGUGACUAGUUGCAAGUGUUUGACACUGGCACAAAGCAUGAAGCUACACCAGCAUCAUACCACCUCACAAACCUGUCAUAACAUUACAUAUUCCGAAACAUCCAUAGUAUGUCAAAUUUUCUCCUGAUUAUCUAAUUAAGCCUUGGAAAUUCCUCAACAAUUGCUUUUGUCAAAUUGUAUUUUUCUGUCAUACAAUGACCAUGAAUUAUUCCAUAGUUGAUCAUUGGUUGAGACACAUAGAAACAUGUUUUUCCCAAGCUGAAUGAGUUUUUGGGAAUGAUCCAGUUUGCAUGGAAGCUUUGUCUAUGUGUAAAUACUAUCUUGACAUGAACGUAAAAUUGUGACAGUUUUGUGAAGCGGUCAUUUAGGGAUGAUUUAGUUCGUAAAUGUUGCCUGCAAUUCAUGGAUGUGUCCUUUUAGUCUAAAAAUAAGACACUUCCUCUCACUUUAACACAGUGGCAUUUCUCAUUGUUUAUACCAUCCAUUUAGAUGUUGCCUAUAUUCAAUGUAUCUGAAAGAAUGUUCCAUCAGUAACUGGGAGAGCAUUAUUGUAAACUUUGUCUGAAAA
Molecule: messenger RNA, 2305 nt
Organism: Haliotis rubra (blacklip abalone)
Lineage: Eukaryota; Metazoa; Mollusca; Gastropoda; Lepetellida; Haliotidae
Product: 26S proteasome non-ATPase regulatory subunit 3-like
Exons: 11
Coding region: 141-1646 (501 amino acids)
Biological process (GO): regulation of protein catabolic process; ubiquitin-dependent protein catabolic process
Cellular component (GO): proteasome complex; proteasome regulatory particle, lid subcomplex
Molecular function (GO): enzyme regulator activity
Source: RefSeq, a predicted model, not a curated record